This is a messenger RNA of Bacillus rossius redtenbacheri, 1011 nucleotides long. RefSeq names its product mutS protein homolog 4-like. Gene Ontology annotation, molecular function: mismatched DNA binding; ATP-dependent DNA damage sensor activity; ATP binding. The coding region runs from base 1 to 1011 and encodes 336 amino acids. NCBI's taxonomy places the organism in Eukaryota, Metazoa, Arthropoda, Insecta, Phasmatodea, Bacillidae. The transcript has 6 exons. Gene Ontology annotation, biological process: reciprocal meiotic recombination; mismatch repair. Gene Ontology annotation, cellular component: nucleus. The record is from RefSeq and is a predicted model, not a curated record.
AUGUUAAGUGAAGAUGAAAUCGUGGAGGCGUGCAUUGCAAACACAGCAACUGAAAUAGACAGUUCGGAAGAUGACGAUGGAGCGGUGUGCGAGGGGCGCGGCCACGCCCGGGGCGAAGUGGGCAUCGCUGCUGUGAACAUCCUGCACCCCAGUCUGGUGCUGUGCCAGAUCAGCGACAGCCAGAGCUACCACAACGUGCUCACCAAGAUGAACAUCUUCAACCCCGUGGAGAUCAUCGUGCCGAACACGUUCUGCGACGGGAUGCAGCCGUCCAAGCUGUUUGUGGUGCUGAGCGACUUCUACCAGUGCGUGACGCCCGUGCAGAGACGCCACUUCAACGACACAGCAGGGCUGCAGCACAUUCAGCGCAUCUGCGUGUCCGAGUACGCCUCUGUCGAGAUGCUCAUCACACCCAAAUUUUAUGCACUAUCAGCCGCAGCAGCCUUGCUUAGAUACAUAGAAUAUUCCCGGAACAAGAUAUUUGUUGCCAAGUCCUUGAAAGUCGAAUACCAAGGUUCACUUAACACUACCAUCAUUGACGCUGCCGUGGGAGACUGUAAGAGCAGGUGGUGUGCAGACGUGGGGACGGCGCGCCGCCUGGAGCUGGUGCGCAGCCAGCGCGGCAAGGAGGCGCGCCACAGCCUGCUGGGCGUGCUGGACCGCUGCUGCACGGGCGGGGGGUCGCGCGCGCUGCGGGCCAGCCUGCUGCAGCCGCCGUGCCUGCACGAGACCCUCCAGCAGCGCCUGGACUGCGUGCAGGAGCUGGUCGACUGCCCCGAGCUCCUCCGCGCCCUGCAGGUGGUGAUGCCGAGGUUCGCGGACGUGGAGAAGCUGCUGGGGCUGAGCCUGCACUCGCCCCAGCAGGAGAGCGCCCGGGCGUCCGAGACGCAGCUCAAGUACGUGAUGCUGCUGAAGACCAGCCUGGAGCUGCUGCCCGCCCUGAGGACCACGCUGGAGCCGGCGCGGUGCCGCCUCCUCGUGUCCGUCAAGCAGGUGGUGAUGUGCAUGUAG